Acanthamoeba castellanii str. Neff is the source of this 963-nucleotide messenger RNA. Its product is annotated as helicase associated domain containing protein. Lineage: Eukaryota; Discosea; Longamoebia; Acanthamoebidae. The transcript is spliced from 2 exons. The record is from RefSeq and is a predicted model, not a curated record. The annotation marks the transcript as partial.
GCCAUCCGCCUGGGCAAACUCGAGUGCGACAGCCGGCUGGCCGAGCUACGCAAGGAAUGCCGCACCUACAAGGCACGCGUCGAGGAGCUCGAGCGCGCACUGCAGCUGAACACCGGCCGUUCGCCCCCUACGCCUACGCCGGCGCCGGCUGCGGAAACGCGUGUCAGUCCUGCGCCGCUGCCCACGGCUCCGCGCGUGAUUCGCGUGACGGGUCCCAAGGCGGCGGUCUUCAACGACGACAGAUUUGAGGGCGAGAACGACGACAACGGCGCAGAAGCUGAAGAGAAAGGCAGCGAGGAGAACGGAGCCAAGGAAGACGACGACGACGGACAUCAUCAACAGACCGCGGGCGGGAGCGGUGAGGGCGAGGACAGCCACAUCGAACUGAGCGAAGAAGAGGAUAACGCGGAGGACGAGGGGGAUGAGGAGUAUGGCAACGACGAAGAAGCCGGUGGCAGCGAAACGGAAGCCGACGGCGGCGCCCAGCAUACGAUGCCGUCGCUAACCGCCACUACGACCACCCUGGCCACGGCCGCGCCGACGAAGCCAAAGUCGCGAGGGAGAAAGCGCAGCGCCGAGACCGCGUCACGCCAGGAGCAGCUGGUGAGGGAGCGCCACCGAGCGUGGAACGAAAAGUACGAAGAGCUCAAGAAGUGGCGCCAGGAGCACGGCAACAUGACCGUCCCCAUUUCAGCCAACAUGGCGUUGUCGAGGUGGAUCUACGUGCAGCGAUACGCCAAGAAGAACGGCAAGAUGGCGCUCGAGCGCGAGCAGAAGCUGAACGAGCUGGGCUUCGCGUGGACCUCCACCGACCGGCUCGACGUCUCGCCCGGCUCAGAGGGCGGCAAGAGCAAGUCGAAGUCCCACAAGAGGAGGAAGACCAAAGAGAGCGUGGUGGUCACCACCACGACACCGGCGACGAUGAGCGACCUGGUCCGGCCAAGCGAUGGCGCACAACCAUGA